Colletotrichum godetiae is the source of this 561-nucleotide messenger RNA. RefSeq lists its product as uncharacterized. Lineage: Eukaryota; Fungi; Ascomycota; Sordariomycetes; Glomerellales; Glomerellaceae. The coding region runs from base 1 to 561 and encodes 186 amino acids. The transcript has 2 exons. The record is from RefSeq and is a predicted model, not a curated record.
AUGGGGGGCUGGACCGGCUUCCUCAUCACCUACCUCCUAGGAGGCCUUGACCUCCUGCCCUUGGUGAUUCUCACCGUCUUCGCCCACGCCUACUUGACCCUCCGUACCGACAGGAUGCCGAAACGAAAUCGCGACGCUGUCGCCGACGCCGCCAACACUGCCGCUGGCGGUCCGGGCUCCAUCGUCCAGCCCGGCGACGACCUCACCGCUCUCGAGGCCGUGAAGGCCGCUGGCAAGGACGAUGCCACCGCGGCGGCCACGAAGCGCUCGGCGCAGAGAGUACACUCCAUGGGCAUCAACGCGAAGCCCAUCGAGAGGUCCACCCCGACCGGCUCGACUAACCGUCGCCACGCCGAGCCAGAGCGUCUAUCAGACCAUGUACAGGAGCAUAUUCGAGCGGAAACGACGCCAGGCCCCUUGGAUAACAGGAACGGGCUGAGCCAGCGUCCCAAAAACGCUGGCAAUGUCUUCUAUGUCGUACUGAGGUAUGCGACUCCAUUGCGAUCCGUUUGCAACUGCUCGUCUACUGCGAGACUAACCUGCACAGACACGGGCACUUGA